GCUGCUUUGAGUCUGUUUAUUCGACUGCUGAUAUUGCACAAGUAAAAAACGAAAUAUUUAAAACAAAUAAUGUGCUGUAAUGGUGUUUUUAUUAGACAUAUAAUUGCAUGUGAAUGUAAUGUCUACGUUUCAAGCGGUGUCCCAAACGCCGGCGGCAUCAGGUCAGGGUUUCAAUGCUGUUCACUGUGUAAGCAGAAUAAACGGUAGAAAUUUCUGCCAAAGAAUAGAUCAUCGUGCACAUAGGCAAUAGCACAGUAUAUGCUGACAAAUGAUAAGUACAUUAUUUAAAAAAAAAAAAUGCGUUUGCAGACCUUUUUAAUAUUAUCGCAGAAUCGCAGCCUGUGUCAGGGGUGUAAUUAUUAAGUUAGUAGAUAUCAAUGCUGUUACAUUUUUCCAACUUUCCCAACCCCGAAUUGUUUACGCUGAGCUGCCGUGUCUUGACGCGCUCGGGUAGCACUCAUCCCGGUCCGCAGGACAGACACACGGCGUUGUAGUUGUCGGUUUUGGAGGCGGAACGGUUAGUUAAGCUGCGCUGCCACCAUGAAAACUGCGCACCAAUAGCAUCCAAAUGUCAGUAAAUAGUCCAAGAAAAAAGUGACGCGGUCAUCGAGUGGGAGGGCGCUUCCAUUCGCCUCAACCUCAGCUUCGGACUUUUUCAGCAGCGGGGGUCUGUACGGCACAUUUACCCCAGAGCUCACUCUGGAACCUCUCACCUCGCCUUUUCAUGGAUUAAACUCAGUUUCCUUAAAACUUUUUAUGUUUUCUUCAUCAUUUUUCCGAGACGGAGAGAGAAUCUCGCCUGAACGUUUCAAAACGCGCGCUGGCUGCUUCGAUGCAAAGAAGCUUUACAAGCGUUCGAGUUAGUAAAGUUUGACAUCUGAAGAUUGCUUUUCGCAGAUAUUUCUCAUUUUCCGUAUCAGCAUGGUGUGUUUUCUCGAGACUUGCUUGUGAAGGAACAACUGCAGAUCACGAUCCGUUGGCACUGGCUACCUACUCGGUGCUGCGACUGAUUUAAAGGUCCCGUGUUGCUGGAGCGGUGCUCUCUGUGAGGAAUCAGCCUGACUGCUCAAAGAUGCUGGACGGUAUCAAGAUCGAAGAUCACCUAAGAUCUGGCCCGGCUGCUUUGGGGGUUAUGCUCGGGACAGAGUGCCACCAUCAGUCUGUGUGCGAGGGAUGCCAGAGGCCCAUAUCCGACAGAUUUCUGAUGCGAGUGAACGAAUCCUCGUGGCACGAGGAGUGUUUGCAGUGCACCGUGUGUCAACAGCCGCUCAGCACGAGCUGCUACUUGCGCGAUAGGAAAUUAUACUGCAAGCUGGACUACCAACAGCUGUUCGCGGCCAAGUGCAGCGGCUGCCUGGAGAGGAUCGCGCCCACCGAGAUGGUCAUGCGCGCCCUGGAGUGCGUCUACCACCUGGGCUGCUUCUGCUGCUGCGUGUGCGAGCGCCAGCUGUGCAAAGGCGAUGAGUUUGUGCUGAAGGACGGCCAGCUGCUGUGCAAGAGCGACUACGAGAAGGAGAAGGAGCUGCUCAGCUCCGUCAGCCCCGAAAACUCCGAUUCGGAGAAGAGUGACGACGAGGACCUGGACGUGAAGCCGGAGAAGGGACCGGGGGGCCAGGGCAAGGGGGGCGAGGACAGCAAGGACCCACGUCGUCCCAAGCGGCCGCGUACCAUCCUGACCACGCAGCAGAGACGCGCCUUCAAGGCGUCCUUUGAGGUGUCCUCCAAGCCCUGCCGUAAGGUGAGGGAGACCCUGGCAGCAGAGACAGGCCUGAGCGUGCGGGUGGUGCAGGUGUGGUUCCAGAACCAGAGGGCCAAGAUGAAGAAGUUGGCAAGGAGACAGCAGCAGCAGCAGGAACAGCAGAACACUCAGAGGCUCGGUCAAGAGGCCAUCUCCAGUCGCAUGGAGGGCAUGAUGGGGUCGUACACGCCGCUGGCCCCCCCUCAGCAGCAGCUGGUGCCUAUGGACCAGAACAGCUACAGCACCGAUCCCUUCCAGCAGGGUCUGACCCCCCCACAGAUGCCCGGAGACCACAUGAACCCAUAUGGAAAUGACAUUUUCCACGACAUCGACAGCGACACGUCUUUAACCAGCCUGAGCGACUGCUUCAUGGCAUCGUCUGAGGUCGGCUCCCUGCAGGCACGGGUGGGAAACCCCAUUGACCGGCUCUACUCCAUGCAGAGCUCCUACUUCGCCUCAUGAGAGCGACUGCGGGCAGAAUCGAUGAUGCAAGACUGUGGAGCCCAGUUUCGUUUCGAGACAAGAUGAGCGGAGAUCUAGGUCACACGAGUGACUCGGAAGAACAACAAGCUCUUCUAUGGACUAACCAAAUGCUGGGAAAAGCCCAAUGAGCUUCACUGCCUUUAAGAUACAUUGAGGAUGCGUGCUCAUUUGUAGAGAAGCACGUGUGGGGCUCAGGUCCCGACAGAUACGUUUUUAUAGAAAUCUCUGUAAGAUAUUUGUAUAUCAUUCUGCAAAUGAGAUUUCCCUCCUUUUUUCCCAACUCCCUCACAGAAAGGCAUAUUUCCAUAAUCAGCAACGCAGAUUUCUGACUGGUCAUAUGAAUUCUGCAUCAUUCACACACAAUGCAUGACUCUGCCAUUAUUGUGUGGCCCUUAAACUCAAAAAAAGAAAAAACGGUUAAAGGCACAACUGUUGUGGUUUCUGGAAACACAUUCCCUAUUUUAUAUAACGUUUGCAUAAACAUUAGAUGAUUUCUAGUUUUAACCCUAAUGAUGUACAAUAUGAAAAAGAUGAAUGGACAAGGUAAAAAAAAAGAAUAAACAAAUAAUUGUGGAGGUUAUGUAGUGUCAUUUCAGUGUAUAUAAUUGGAAGUGUUUCCAAAAUGCUAGAGCAUGUAGAAAAAAAACGAAAAAACAAUGUUGUAUUUAUUUAAAUAAAACAUACACCAGACGGUACUUUAGAAAGUGAAAAGCUUUAUUUAAAAAGGAGAAAUUUUAAAUCUCUGUGUAAAGUAGUACAGUAAACUCAUAGAUAUAAUUCCUUUGUAUGUCAUUUUAUGGAAUUAUAAGAUUGAACUAGUUUUUUUUUUUGUUUGUUUUGUUGUUGUUUCGACCAAGCUGUACAGGAGAAACACUGCUAUUUAUUUGUCACAAGCUCAUUGACACCUUGUUGAGAGUGCAUUUCAAAUGCUGAAAUUCGCUAAUUUACCAAAGUUUGUUGGUACUACAAAUAAACUCUGAAACACUC
Molecule: messenger RNA, 3208 nt
Organism: Paramormyrops kingsleyae
Lineage: Eukaryota; Metazoa; Chordata; Actinopteri; Osteoglossiformes; Mormyridae
Product: LIM/homeobox protein LMX-1.2-like
Biological process (GO): neuron differentiation; regulation of transcription by RNA polymerase II
Cellular component (GO): nucleus
Molecular function (GO): RNA polymerase II transcription regulatory region sequence-specific DNA binding; DNA-binding transcription factor activity, RNA polymerase II-specific
Source: RefSeq, a predicted model, not a curated record